This is a messenger RNA of Brienomyrus brachyistius, 2023 nucleotides long. RefSeq lists its product as uncharacterized. NCBI's taxonomy places the organism in Eukaryota, Metazoa, Chordata, Actinopteri, Osteoglossiformes, Mormyridae. The transcript has 8 exons. Gene Ontology annotation, cellular component: membrane. Bases 271 to 1014 code for a protein of 247 amino acids. The record is from RefSeq and is a predicted model, not a curated record.
GAGAAAGUGAUUUCCAUCUCAGCCAAUGGAGUCACGCGCUUGGGGUUCAGUCGAUCUCGCAAAGAGUCUAAAAACAGAAGCGGGUCAGAAGACAGACCAUUUUUACCUGUGGUAUCCUUCCUUCUUUCUUUCCAGCUAUUAAAUAUAUUUCAGUUUUUAUUUCAGUGAUUUCUGCAGUCUGUUGAUAACAAGGCGGAGUAACAUUACCCUAACGGUGGGAAAAGGUGUUGUGAACCACGCAGGCACCCGGAGCAAUCAGAAUUUGCGAAAAUGGCACUCGACGGAUGUUCCCAGCUGUGUAAAUGUAUUCUUAUUCUCGUCAAUAUCGUGUUGGGCCUUAUUGGCUUUGCAAUAAUGGCACUUGGACUGUGGGUGAGAUUCAGCGCUCAGACAAGAGGAAUCUUCAAUGUGGAUCUGAACACGACGUCCUUUGCCAUCGUGGUGACCCUGCUUAUCGUUCUCGGUGCAUUGAUGAUGGUGAUCUCUGCAUUCGGGAACUUUGGAGCCUGUAAUGAGAGUAAAGGUGCCCUGACUGUGUUCGUCGUGCUGUUGAGCUUCCUGCUGACCUUCACGAUUGCGGCUGGGACACUGGCCAUCAUGAAGAGCGAGGAGGUUGGAAAGCUGCUCUCGGAUGCAUACACAACCACAUACGCUCAGUAUGUCGACAAGGUCGGAGACCCCAGCAUGGCCAUCAUGCUGCAGUUCUUCCACAACAUGUUUGAUUGUUGUGGAAUCUUGGGAAGUAUUGAACCCGUGGUCAGAGAAACGUGCCCUAAAAAAGGAUUUUUGGACUCCUUCUCUGUACCGGCAUGUCCUGCAGUUAUUGCAAGCAAAGAUUACAGAAGUCCUGCUUUUAUGGGAGGAUUCUUUGGAAUGUUGGCCUUGAUGCUAUUUGCGCUGGUUUGCAGCCUCGUCCUUCGCAAAGGGAUCUCAUCUUCAUCUGGUCCCCCUUACAUCCUUAUGUCCUCCACCACCUUCCAGCAAGAGAUGCCUCAUGCUGAGCCCAACUAUUAGCUACAACCAACAUCCAACUAAUCCUGUUUCUUUUUACUGUCUUCCAAGUUGUGGGUUUCACUAGUGAUGGUUAAAUCAAGCCUCAGAAACCAUUUUCUGACCCCACUUGUUCAAAAAAGGCACAAAGCAAACCAAGAGCUCCAUCUAGUGGGAUCAGAAAAUACAGCAAAUGGUUCAUGAGGCUCGGUUUGGCCAUAACGGGGUUUACAGUCUUUCCUUUAGCUGAUGUUGGCACUUUUGCUACAUAAUCUGUUUUAUUCUGAUGGUAUUCCCUUGAUUCAGUUUUCCUAAAUUUUCUGAACGUUUAAUAGGAAUUUCUCGAUGUCUGUCUCUAUCUGGUACAGAGUACACAAGCAUUCCCCUAAGUCCCAAACCCUCUCCUUGUUUGCAUACCCACCAUUUCCCAGGUGUUUGCUAUGGUGUGUUGCAGCAUCUUCAUGAAUGGCAUUAAGCAUAGCCAGGCAAGCUUCCCUGUCUACUAGCUGAAUAUCUGCUACAAACAAGACGCCAAAGGCCUGCAUCAUUCCUGCCGGCCUUCACCAAGCUGCAGUCAACACCAGGACUUGUAAAAUGCCUGCUUUGUGGCCAUUCCUGUCUUUUUUAAUGUAGUUUGCAGUCAAAAAAGAGAGAUGAAACGUCGAUGUUAUUUUGUUACAAACUGUGCCAGGCUUACCUGCUUGGAACAUGCAAGUGAAACGAGGGAGCAAGGAACUAAUAACUAGCUAGUAACUGAUUUGUUUUUACACAGCUGCCUCUUAUCUCAUAGGCCUUAGUGUCUCUCGCGGAAACCUGAUGAGCUCCGCAGGGUCCAGUUAAGGUCUCUGUGGUUCUCAACCUCUGUCUGUGCAUGUCACUCAGUCGACCAGGUGUUCUGUGGCCGGACCGGACCGAUGCGGAGAGCUCGAAACCCGGGAGGCUCUGCUUAGCUUUGUCACGUCUGCUAGUGUGCUACCAUUAACCUGAGAUGUUGCUAAUUGUUUCUUUAAUAAUUAAAAAGGUGUUUCCCCAA